AUCGCGGGCUCGCGCUCGUGGCACAACCUCCGCCACCGCCGCUUUCUCCGAUCCACCCGCCCUCCCCGGGCUCGCUCCCGAGGGGCGUCCAGGCCGGGCACCGCCGCUGCAGUGUUAGUUACUGGCAGAAACGUUGGCAGAAACGUCGGCGAUCCCCAUAAAUAUGCAGGAGCUGCAGAAGGCAAAGUAGAGUAGACGCCCGCGCUCUCCCACACUCACUGGCCGCUCACCACGCGGGCCGUGUAGAUAUCUAUCCCCCGCGCUAUCUCCCCCAUUUUCUCGCGGGCCGUUCAGGUUCCCGUCCUGCUGGCUCCGAGGACCCUCCCGCCCCAGCGCCCUCGCCCCGUCCUCGCCUCCCUCCGCCCCGGAGCGCGCACCCACCCGGGCGGCAAAGUUGUGACUACUUGGGCGCGGGUGGCUUGCGCCCCGCUCGCUCCGCGCCUCGCACCAACUUCCCGCGGUUCGGCCCCGCCGCGCCCCGAGCCCGCGCCUCCGGGGAUCCCGCGGGCCCCCAGCUUCCAGCCCCGGCGGCGCGCCGGGCAGCGCUUCGGUGGCGGCGGCGGCGGCGCAGGCGGUGGCGGCGGCGGCGGCGGCUGCAGCCCAACACUCAGCCGCCAAACUGGAGGAGCGACGGAAGCCGGACCCGAGGAGGAUGGAGGAUGAAGCUGUCCUGGACAGAGGGGCUUCCUUCCUUAAGCAUGUGUGUGAUGAAGAAGAAGUAGAAGGCCACCACACCAUCUACAUCGGGGUCCAUGUGCCAAAGAGCUACAGGAGAAGGAGACGUCACAAGAGAAAGGCAGGGCACAGAGAAAAGAAGGAAAAGGAGAGAAUCUCUGAGAACUACUCUGACAAGUCCGACGUGGAGAACGUGGAUGAGUCCAGUAGCAGCAUCCUAAAGCCUCUCAUCUCUCCUGCCGCAGAACGCAUCCGAUUCAUCUUGGGCGAGGAGGAUGACAGUCCAGCACCCCCUCAGCUCUUCACGGAACUGGAUGAGCUGCUGGCCGUGGAUGGACAGGAGAUGGAGUGGAAGGAGACAGCGAGGUGGAUUAAGUUUGAAGAAAAAGUGGAACAGGGUGGGGAGAGAUGGAGCAAGCCCCACGUGGCCACCUUGUCCCUUCAUAGCUUAUUUGAGCUGAGGACAUGUAUGGAGAAAGGAUCCAUCAUGCUGGACAGGGAGGCUUCUUCUCUCCCGCAGUUGGUGGAGAUGAUUGUUGACCAUCAGAUUGAGACAGGCCUAUUGAAACCUGACCUUAAGGAUAAGGUGACCUAUACUUUGCUCCGGAAGCACCGGCAUCAAACCAAGAAAUCCAACCUUCGAUCCCUGGCUGACAUUGGGAAGACAGUCUCCAGUGCAAGUAGGAUGUUUACCAACCCUGAUAAUGGUAGCCCAGCCAUGGCCCACAGGAAUCUGACUUCUUCCAGUCUGAAUGACAUCUCUGAUAAACCAGAGAAGGACCAGCUGAAGAAUAAGUUCAUGAAAAAACUGCCACGUGAUGCCGAAGCCUCCAACGUGCUUGUUGGCGAGGUCAACUUCUUAGAUUCUCCUUUCAUUGCCUUUGUUCGGCUGCAGCAGGCCGUCAUGCUGGGUGCCCUGACUGAGGUCCCUGUGCCCACAAGGUUCUUGUUCAUUCUCUUAGGUCCUAAGGGGAAAGCCAAGUCCUACCAUGAGAUUGGCAGAGCCAUUGCCACCUUGAUGUCUGAUGAGGUGUUCCAUGACAUCGCUUAUAAAGCAAAAGAUAGGCAGGACCUGAUUGCUGGCAUUGACGAGUUCCUAGAUGAAGUCAUUGUCCUUCCACCCGGGGAAUGGGAUCCAGCGAUCAGGAUAGAGCCCCCUAAGAGUCUUCCAUCAUCUGACAAAAGAAAGAAUAUGUACUCAGGUGGAGAAAAUGUUCAGAUGAACGGGGACACGCCCCAUGAUGGAGGCCAUGGAGGAGGAGGACACGCGGAUUGUGAGGAAUUACAGCGCACUGGAAGGUUCUGUGGUGGACUAAUUAAGGACAUAAAGAGGAAAGCACCAUUUUUUGCCAGUGAUUUUUAUGAUGCUUUAAAUAUUCAGGCUCUUUCAGCAAUUCUCUUCAUUUAUCUGGCAACAGUAACUAAUGCUAUCACUUUUGGAGGACUGCUUGGGGAUGCCACUGACAACAUGCAGGGCGUGUUGGAGAGUUUCCUGGGCACCGCUGUCUCUGGAGCCGUCUUUUGCCUCUUCGCUGGUCAACCACUCACUAUUUUGAGCAGCACAGGACCUGUUCUAGUUUUUGAGAGGCUUCUAUUUAAUUUCAGCAAGGACCAUAAUUUUGACUACUUGGAGUUUCGCCUUUGGAUUGGCCUGUGGUCAGCCUUCAUGUGUCUCAUUUUGGUGGCCACUGAUGCCAGCUUCUUGGUUCAGUACUUCACUCGCUUCACUGAAGAGGGCUUCUCUUCUCUGAUUAGUUUCAUCUUUAUCUAUGAUGCUUUCAAGAAGAUGAUCAAGCUAGCUGAUUACUACCCCAUCAACUCCAACUUCAAAGUGGGCUACAAUACUCAAUUUUCCUGUGUUUGUAUGCCUCCCAACCCAGUUAAUAUCUCCAUGUCAAAUGAUACCACAUUGGCUCCUGAAGAUUUGCCAACUGUUUCUUCUACUGACGCACACCAUAAUGCUACCUUUGACUGGGCAUUUCUGACGACGAAGGAGUGUUUGAAAUAUGGAGGAAAGCUCAUGGGCAACAACUGUGGUUUUGUUCCUGAUAUCACUCUCAUGUCUUUCAUCCUUUUCUUGGGCACCUACACCUCUUCUAUGGCUCUGAAAAAAUUCAAAACUAGUCGUUAUUUUCCAACCACGGCAAGGAAACUGAUCAGUGACUUCGCCAUUAUCUUGUCCAUUCUCAUCUUUUGUGUAAUAGAUGCCCUGGUAGGUGUGGAUACUCCAAAACUGAUAGUGCCAAGUGAGUUCAAGCCAACAAGUCUAAACCGAGGUUGGUUUGUUCCACCAUUUGGAGGAAACCCCUGGUGGGUGUACCUUGCAGCUGCUAUACCUGCUUUGUUGGUCACCAUUCUCAUUUUCAUGGACCAGCAAAUCACAGCUGUGAUUGUAAACAGGAAAGAACAUAAACUCAAGAAAGGAGCUGGAUAUCACCUGGAUCUCUUUUGGGUGGCCAUCCUCAUGGUGGUGUGCUCCUUCAUGGCCCUUCCGUGGUACGUGGCUGCUACUGUCAUCUCCAUUGCUCACAUCGACAGUUUGAAGAUGGAGACAGAGACUUCUGCACCUGGAGAACAACCAAAAUUCCUAGGAGUGAGGGAACAAAGAGUCACUGGAACCCUUGUGUUUAUUCUGACUGGUCUGUCAGUCUUUAUGGCUCCCAUCUUGAAGUUUAUUCCCAUGCCUGUACUCUAUGGCGUGUUCCUGUAUAUGGGGGUAGCAUCUCUUAAUGGUGUGCAGUUCAUGGAUCGUCUGAAGCUGCUUCUGAUGCCCCUGAAGCAUCAGCCUGACUUUAUCUACCUGCGCCAUGUCCCCCUGCGCAGAGUCCACCUGUUCACUUUCCUGCAGGUGCUCUGUCUAGCCCUGCUCUGGAUCCUCAAGUCAACUGUGGCUGCUAUCAUUUUUCCAGUCAUGAUCUUGGCACUUGUAGCUGUCAGAAAAGGCAUGGACUACCUCUUCUCCCAGCACGACCUCAGCUUCCUCGAUGAUGUCAUUCCAGAAAAGGAUAAGAAAAAGAAGGAGGAUGAGAAGAAAAAGAAAAAGAAGAAGGGAAGUCUGGACAGUGACAAUGAUGAUGGGAAAAAUCACCAACAUUCCUUGAACGCCACACAUCAUGCUGAUAAAAUUCCUUUCCUUCAGUCACUCGGUAUACCAAGUCCUUCUAGAACUCCAGUAAAAGUUGUGCCUCAAAUUAGAAUAGAACUUGAGCCUGAAGACAAUGAUUAUUUCUGGAGGAGCAAGGGAACAGAAACUAUAUUGUAACCUGUUUGUCUUUCUUACAACUGACAGUUUUUGUUGUUUAUGUUCUUGUUUUUUGUCUAAUUGUUUAUUUUUUAAUUUUUGUUUUGGUUUGGUUUUUGGUCACUGGCCAAACAAUACAGUGCUCUCUCUGCUUCUCUCUUGCAUAGGUAAAAUCAAGACAGUAGUGCACCGUUCCUUAAAAACAACAUCUGAAGAAUCCCCUAUUUGUUCUUAUACUUUCAAAUGUGUCCUCUGACAACCAAAUUCCUCUGUCACUCAAGACACACACAGACCCUGUCCUUUUCCUUUAUUAAGCAGAGGGCAAAAGUAUUAAGGAUCUUAUAACACCUUUUAUUAAAAUAUUGAAGGAACUUCCCCCUUGAGCUUUGGAGCUGUGCUUACUGGCUUGUCUUUCUGUCUGGUUAAACAAACCUUGACCUCCAGACAGUCCCUUCUCACUUAUAGCACUCUCCAGGACUGGAAAAAGUGCUGCUAUUCUAACUUGCUCUUGCUUAUAAACACUAAUCUCUUAAGAGUUAUCAAAAGAAGAAAAACUAAAGGUACUUUACUCCCACUAGAGAAACUAUUGCCAUCAUUGUAGCAAGUGCUGGAAUGUCCGUUUUUUCCUAUGCAACUUUUUUUAACCCUUUAAUGAACUUAUCUGUUGAGUACAUUGAAGACUAUUUUUCUUCCUAGAUUUUGUUGUUUAAAUUAUGGGGCCUAACCUGCAACUUAUUUUUUGUCAAUUUUUUAAACUUUUUUUUAAUUACUGUAAAGAAAAGGAAUUUUUUCCUGCAGCAGGAAACAUAGUUUUGAGUAGUUCUACCUCUUAUUUGUAGCUGCCAGGCUUUCUGUAAAAAUUGUAUUGUAUAUAAUGUGAUUUUUACAUAAACAUACACACACACACAUACACAGAUACACCACCUCUAGGGUAUGCCAGAGGGCUAGAUCGGAUUAAAAACACCAUGUUUCUAAGCAUCCAUUUUUCCCUUUCUUUAAGAGAAAUUUAACUGUUCUAUGAAGGAGAUUGGGGGAGGAGGGAGACGCUCCUUUGUAAUGGGAAUAACUGAUGUUUUGAUAAUAGUAGUAUCCGGGCAAAGAUGCUGAUUGUAUUACCAUUUUGAUGUCCUAUGCAGUAUUGUUAGACAUUUUUUUCAUUUUGAAAACAUUUGUGUGUUUGUGUAUGUACUCUGUGUGUGGCUGGUACACAUAUGUGCAAGGGUAGAAAGAGACAGAGUGAUGGUAGGUGAAGGGCAAAGUUAUCUAGCCUCUCAUGUCAGUUUUUGUAAAACGCAAACCACAUAUGAAAAAUCCAUCAGAGGUCCAGGAGACUUACUGUUAUGCAGAUGAGGGUAAAUAUACUUUAUUACCCAGACGGCAGUCACCAUCACUGAUACAAUAGCCCUUAUUUACAAUACAAAAUGCAUAGGACUGUGAUAGACCAUUUUUACAUGUAUAAAGUGUCUAUGAGAAUGCAGUUGGAUCGCAGAGGUAUAUAUAUAUAUAUAUACAUUUUAACAAUACACUUGUCUUUAAGAUUGAAAGGCAAUUAUUCUUUGUGAUUGAGGCAUAUAGAAUAUACAUGUCUAUAUACGUGUGUGUAUGUGUAUUUCAAAGUACCAUAUUGAAAAUUAGAAAAAAGAAAAUUAGAUCUUUAACCAAAUUUAGCAUGUUAUCUAAAUGUAGUGUUUUAAUAGGCUGCAUUAUGUAUUAUGAAUCUGCAUUAAAAACAGCAUUUUAAAUGUUGAAUCCAUAAUUUUGGAUUCCUAUAACUAUAUUUGUGAUAUAUGCUGACUACGGUCGUUGGAGGAGUACUAGAAGCAGAACGAAACCACUUAUUUUGGUUUCAUAAUAUGCACGUAUUGACUCCCACUCAUUCUUAUAUUAAUUAAAUUAUAAUUCUGUCCUGUUGAAAUUUUGAUUAUAAAAAUUGUAUUGUUCUAAAUUAACUGUUACUUUUAUAUCUGAUAAUCUUAAAACUUCAAAUUUUAUACAAAUUAGACACAAAUGACCUACAAUUUUUUUCAUUAAAAUGAAGGCAGCAAAGUGAAUGUUAUUUGUUAAAACCUCACAUGCCAAAUUUUGGCAUCAUGUUUGUAUUUAGAGCUAUCCUUAAAAUGAUUACUCUGUAUUAUCUAGUUUUUCAUUACCUUAAUAUAAAACUAUAUGAAGUUUUUCUCUUUGUUUCUCCUGAGCAUCAAUAAAAUGUUUAAAAGCCAUGCAUAUUAAAUUUAGCCUAACCUAGGAUCUUGUUAAAUUAAAGACACUUUUGUUCACUUUUAUAAAAGCUCUAAAUAGAAUAAUUUAUUUUUCUGAUCAUGAAUCAAGUAUUUGAGGAUUCAUGCCCCUCUCUGUCCCUUUCAAAGAACUCCUGAAGCAACUUAACUCAGUAUUUCAGCCUUUAAGUAUAUCUAAAAGCUACCUACACCUUCAUUUAUGAUCCAUAUUCUGUGACAGAAGGUCAAUACUCAUGAUAUGAAUGCGGAGUGGCACCUUGUAUUUGCUUAAAGGAACAGUUAGUAUCAAACCUUUUCAAUAUUUUGGAACCCAGAGAAGUAUUUUAAAAAUCAUUUACUUUCAGAGGAACACAGAUAGUUACCAAACAAACAAACAAACCCUGAGGUCCACACAGAGCCACCGAAUUAUCUGUAUUUUAACUGAAUUUACACACUAUAAAGGACUAACCAGAUUUUUGGUGGUUUUGUUUCUCUGUAAACUGGACACACAGAAUACAACAGUAAAUUUUUUACCAAGUGUCUCUUCCUGAUGUAAAUGCAAAGAGAACAGAUUCAAGUUGUUAGAAGUAAAGCAGUAAGUGCAGUUGUUAACUAGAAGUCCUGUGGUAGUACAGACUUACCAUUGGAAGGAAAGCAUCACCAGGUCAAGAGUCUGCUUUAUCAGAGCAGAGAGGCCCAUGGUUUUGCAUUUGAAAGAAAAUCUUUUGGAGACACUGUUUUCCUUGAAAAACGUCACUCUACUAUGUAAAACAGUGACCAACUUGCAAUCCUAAUCAUUUUGUGUUCCAUACUGGGAACUGGAAUCAUUUUGUGGUCCAGGCAGGCAGUGGAGUGGGGUGGGGGGAUGGAGGAAGUCAGAGACAUAGGGAAACAAACCUUUAAUUGUCAGCCGCCCACCACCUCAAAGAAAGGGGGAAAGAGAAACAAUUGUCUGCCGCCAGAAAUUCAGUUGGUAUGUAUUUUUAUGCACAUGCACCAACACACACAGAGUAAAUCUUUUAUCAGCUAUAUAUUGGUGUUUAAUACAGAGAACGAUUGUCUUCCAAGUUUUUGCUUCUUUUUUUUAAACUGUGUUAAGUACUUGAAAUGUAUUGACUGCUGACUAUCUUUAAAAAACAAAAACAAAACGAUUUGAGUUGUAUUACAGAGGUUGACAUUGUUCAGGGGAUGGGACAAAGCCUUCUUCAACCCUUUUCAUACCACUUAAUGAUUUUGGUGCAGGAACUUGCGAUUUUCUUAUUUAUUCCAUGAGAUUUCACAUCCCCUCUUCACAGCAUGAGCAUGAAGCCCAGUGGCACCAAGUGGCUGAAUACAGUCAAAUGAUAUUUUGCUUGGGCCUUGGGAGUUUUUAGAUGAUGAUUUCAUCAAGCUUCAUUGCAGCCUGAAAUAAAAAAGCUUUGUGGUAUAUGCUAACCAGUCAAGUUGCGUUUUGACCAGGAAUUUGGAUAUGUUCUGUUUUUUGGCUCAUUUCUUUGUGCUCUAUGGGUACAUACAAAAAUCCUGAAUUCUGUUUCUUAGGCAGAUAUUGCAACUCAGGGCUAAAGUCAUCCAGUGAAAUUUUUAGAGCCAUAAGUAACUUUGUCCCAGUCCUACAAUGUGAAGAGAAUGAAUAGUUGCCUCUUUUUAGCCAUGUUUAUGGCUGGUACAUAUCUGUACACAUUACUUUUCAGAAUCAAUACGCACUUUCAGAUACUCUUAUUUUUAUUCUCUUAAGUCUUUAUUAACUUUGGAGAAAUGAUGCAUCUUUUUAUUUUAAGUGAAGUAGAUCAACAUGGUGGAACAAAAUGAUAAAGUACAGAACAUUUCAAUAUAUUACUAAUAAUUUUUUUCCAAUAUAAAACCUAAAAUUCCUAUAACAUUAUAGUAUUUUACAGUUUUAUGAAGCUUUCUAUUGUGACUUUUAUGGAAUUAAGAGAUGAAGAAGAUGAGAUAUUUUAGCAUUUAUAUUUUUCAAAAUUAAAUGUAUACUUAAAAUAAAGUAACUUUAUGCAUU
This is a messenger RNA of Globicephala melas (long-finned pilot whale), 8146 nucleotides long. It is a transcript of the gene SLC4A4, whose product is annotated as solute carrier family 4 member 4. Lineage: Eukaryota; Metazoa; Chordata; Mammalia; Artiodactyla; Delphinidae. Gene Ontology annotation, molecular function: monoatomic anion transmembrane transporter activity; sodium:bicarbonate symporter activity; solute:inorganic anion antiporter activity. The record is from RefSeq and is a predicted model, not a curated record. Gene Ontology annotation, cellular component: plasma membrane; basolateral plasma membrane. Gene Ontology annotation, biological process: bicarbonate transport; transmembrane transport; regulation of intracellular pH.